AUGUGUGUUUGGGAAUCUGGAAAUCAAGCUUCAAGCCAGUACACACUCUUCAUUCAACAGAAAACAUGCAAAGUGUUUGCUGGCAUAUCUAUAACGUCUCAAAUAAUUACACGAAAUGAUUUGUUUGAGAAAUGGAACAUGACAGUCCAUGUUGUCGAGGAGAAUGAUGUGGGGAACUGCACCAAGGCUGUUUUCACAGGCAUCCCACAAGAUUUGGUUCGCUGUGGUCCCCCAACUAAGGUCCACUUCAAUCGUCGUUCCAGACAGAUGGAAGUGAAUGUUUCCUGGCAACCGAAGAGCAUGGGUAUCAAUCAGUACAUUGUGAGGUACUGGGCACACGAGAACCAAACCAAGGAAACGCCUACAGUACUGUCCAGGGAUGUGGAGACGUGCAUUGUCGAUAAUCUUAACGCCUCGCUGCCCUAUGAGAUACAGAUUCAGUGUGUUGCCAGUGAAAAAUGCAGACAGUGUUUGUGGAGUGACAUUUUCCGAGUCUCACCAGAACUUACUGUUGAGCCUUUCCUCGAGGAGAUAAAAGAGAUUCCUCAGCCCGAAGGAAGACGAAUUAUUGUUAUAAAAUGGAAGUUUGCCGAGGCAGAGUUAGCAGAGGGCUACAAUGUGACCGUGGAGAAACUCUCUGGAGAGACUUUUCAGACGUUCAACUACACCAGACCGGAGAUUAGCCUGGUCCUCUCCCACUCAGCCUAUCUCCUCAACAUCUCUGCCUUCCACAGCGCUGCCACUUCUCCUGCAUUAGAGUGGACCAUAGCCCCGUUCUUAGACAAAGCAGACCUGCCUCCCGAGAGGCUGAAUGUCACAUUCAGUGGCAACUCCUCCUUCGUAAUCUCCUGGCAACGUGACUUGGUGAAAACAUACGACUGCUUUUGUGUGGAGUGGUGGCAGAAAGGAGAGAAACCAGCUUUCUGGUCUUUCUAUGAAAAGGAGAACCACUAUGAAGUUAUAACCUUGAAGGAACCUCUGCAGCCCUACGAGAGAUACACGUUCACCCUCCACACACGGCCAAACAAGGACACGUGUGACCUGAAGAAGAUCAACAACAGUGAGACCACCUAUGGGAGCAUCCGCGCCUAUAUCACCGAAGGACGUGAGUUUGAGAUCGAAACACAUUUAUACCGUGUAGUCAUCUUUCUGUCGGCCACCCCAGGACCCCGCAGGGCCCCGGGGAACAUCGGUAGUCGCGAUGAGACCCAGACCUCUGUGACGAUCGAGUGGAACUCCGUCUCUGAAGAGGACAGCAUGGGAUUCCUGCAGGGAUAUCACCUUUACUACAGCGAGGAUGAAGCAGCACACACAGAAACAAACCUCACAGUGGGCCCAGGAUCAAACAGCUAUGAGCUUGAGGGUCUUAAAAGCAGUCGACAGUACCAAGUCCAAAUGUCGGCGUUCACCAGGGCAGGGGUUGGAGUUCGCAGUUCAGCUGUGUACUUCGCAACGAAGCAAAGACAAGAUUUCAUGACUACGGGCGUGGCCCUGACCGCGCUGGUUGGCCUAAUCAUCGUGUCGAUGUUUGGGUGUCAUAUCUCACCACUGAUAAAAAGAACAAGGAGUGUGUGGUGGCCUAACAUACCUAAUCCCAGCAACAGCUAUGCCAUCCAAAACAUUAAGGGAGUCUGUGAGUUGCUCCUGGAACCUAUCAAACCACAGACAUUGGAAGGAGAGGGAGAUUCCAGCAGUUUACACCUCAUUGAGAAAGUCGCUGAAAAGUUUAAUAUUAGCAACUUUAACAGUAGUUUUGACUCAGAUCUGCACUGCAACCGAGAACCUCAGCACAUCAAUAACAAGACUCCUCUGUCAGAAACAGCCUGUGAGGGCUUCUCAGCAGAUCCCAGCUGUGGGGGUGUGUGUCAGAGAGACUUCCUCUCCACAACUACUGAGAGAAUAGAUAAAGAUCUGACUUCUGUCUGUGCUACACCUUCCUCUAUGAACACACAGCACCCAGACCGUGGCCCCAUAAGCCACCAACCGGUCUUCAUGAGUGACUACACAACCAUGGAGCUGUUUCAGUUGACCAUGCCUCUGGACUCACACCCAUCCACUGCCUCAGCUGACACCCAUGAACAGAGACUAACCCGGGACAUGGAUUUGACUUCACUGAGACCGGAGUUGGAUUACAUGCGACAGUCACUGUGCAAUUCCCUCUUCCUGUCCCAAGGGGGCCCCCUUCCACCCCAGAACACAGAGCACUACAACACUGUUCUAUGACAACGUUCUAUGAGAACUGUUCUAUGAGAAUGUUUGGAAUUGUGUGAAGUAGAAGGUUGACACACGUUACUUAUAUACUGCAUGCCGGUAGUUAUAGCGUGUAUAUAUAUAUAUGUAACUAGUCUCCAUUUUCUGGAAUUUGCAUAAAUCCUUGGUCUUUGUAGCACGACUUGGAAAUGAAUCCCUGCCAAUGCGACAAGUCAUCACACACUGAGGUGUGAGAAACCAAACAAAGCCUUUCUUUAGCAGAGACACUGGCCGAAUGUCUCCCACAAUUGAUACAUAAAAUCCGGUAUCGCAUUAACAGAAAUACUUUGAAGCAAAUAUUCUUUAUUUGAUCAUUUUUCUGCAAAGAUUUAUGUGAUAUACAUGUUUUGUCAAAUGUACAAAUACGGUAUAUGUGGACCACACACAUGCAGCCAAGAGGGCCAAAGCAGCAUUACUCAAAACACCCAACCAGUUACCGUGGCGACGUUUUAUCCUUUUUGCCAGUUUCACCAUCCACAGCCAGCAUGUACACAAAGAAUAACCCAACAACAAACUGGACAUAUAGUUUCUACUGUUGGAUACAAGUAUAUAAAAAAUAAAUUAUUUACGUCAUUCGCAA
Osmerus eperlanus (European smelt) is the source of this 2830-nucleotide messenger RNA. RefSeq names its product leukemia inhibitory factor receptor. The transcript has 13 exons. The coding region runs from base 1 to 2223 and encodes 740 amino acids. Gene Ontology annotation, biological process: cytokine-mediated signaling pathway. Gene Ontology annotation, molecular function: cytokine binding; cytokine receptor activity. The record is from RefSeq and is a predicted model, not a curated record. Gene Ontology annotation, cellular component: signaling receptor complex; external side of plasma membrane. NCBI's taxonomy places the organism in Eukaryota, Metazoa, Chordata, Actinopteri, Osmeriformes, Osmeridae.